This is a messenger RNA of Bombyx mandarina (wild silkworm), 1287 nucleotides long. Its product is annotated as ribosome biogenesis regulatory protein homolog. The record is from RefSeq and is a predicted model, not a curated record. Gene Ontology annotation, molecular function: protein binding. NCBI's taxonomy places the organism in Eukaryota, Metazoa, Arthropoda, Insecta, Lepidoptera, Bombycidae. Gene Ontology annotation, biological process: ribosomal large subunit biogenesis; endonucleolytic cleavage in ITS1 to separate SSU-rRNA from 5.8S rRNA and LSU-rRNA from tricistronic rRNA transcript (SSU-rRNA, 5.8S rRNA, LSU-rRNA); ribosome biogenesis. Gene Ontology annotation, cellular component: nucleus; preribosome, large subunit precursor; nucleolus.
CAAAACGUGGUUGCCCAGAAAACUACGAAAUCAUAAAUAUGUAAUUAAAUUGAGAAAAAAAAAUACAUUUUGAGGUUAUUUUUCAACAAAAGUAAAGCAAGGAAAAUAUUAGCUCAAGUCAAAUAAGCUUGUUAAUUCUAAUGUGUAAAAAGGAAGUGUUCUGAUAACAAUGGAUAUUGUAAAUGAGAUAUUAGAAAGGGAACAAAAGAAAGCAGAUAAAUAUAAACCAAUAACGGUCGAAAAACAUUUGGAAUUAGAAUUCGACCUAGGUUCACUAUUGGCCUCUGACACAAACGAUUUGGACAUAAAAACGCUGAAGACAAACAAAGAUUCAUAUUUACUUGCAUUGACCCGUGACAAUGCUCAGCUACUACUGAAUAAAGUAUGGGAGCUUCCCACUGAAAGAAUCGAAGAGGCCAUAGUAGUUCGAUUGCCACAACCUACGACAAUCCUACCCCGAGCCAAGCCAGUGCCUGUACCUAAGCCAUUAACUAAAUGGCAAGAGUUCGCAAAAGCCAAGGGUAUUAAUAAGAAAAAGAAAGACAAACUUCAAUGGGAUGAACAGCUGCAGAAAUGGGUUCCUUUAUAUGGUUUCAAGAAAACUGCAGCUGAAAAAGAGAAGAACUGGCUUAUAGAAGUCCCACAGAAUUUAGAUCCUAUGACAGAUAUGUAUGAAAAGAAAGCCGGUGAAAAAUCAGAAAAGGUUGCAAAGAAUGAAUUACAGAGACUUAAGAAUCUCGCUAGAGCCAAAAAGGUUAAAAUACCAAGGGUGGGGCUUCCUGUCACUUCAGAUAAAGCUUCUGCGACACAGUUAUCCACAGCAGCAAGUGUAGCAAAAGCAUCAACGGCUUCUCUUGGAAAAUUCCAAGAUAAAUUACCCAAAGAGAAAGAAGCACGCGGUAAAGGUGUACAUGAGCUAAUCCCAGGCAAGGAGAGGAAACGUAAAGCACCUAUACCAACACCAGCAGCAGAAAAAGAAUACAACCUGAAUCUACUUGAUAAUAUACUGAGUAAGAGGCCAAAAAUUGAUAUGGAUAAAGCUGUAGCGAAAAGUAUAAAUGAAGAGGAAGUCAAGAGAUCACAUGAAAAGAAAAAUAUGAAACCCGGCUUAGGAAAACGUAAAACUCAAGGUAAAGGCAAUGCAACAAAUUUCUCAGCCAAGAAACCUAAAGCAGGAAAGGGAAAAAGGGCACCAAAUAAGAAAUCUACUGGACGGAAAAGGAGAUAGAACUAUGAUAUAAGCCUUACAGAAUGUAUUACUAAUAAAAACAAAAAUACUGCCACUUG